Molecule: messenger RNA, 1953 nt
Organism: Camellia sinensis
Lineage: Eukaryota; Viridiplantae; Streptophyta; Magnoliopsida; Ericales; Theaceae
Source: RefSeq, a predicted model, not a curated record
CUUAAAUUAUAAAUUUCAAUCUUAUUUGAUUUCAUAAUUUGCAUACAAAAAUUUAACUAUUUUUAUUAUUUUGUAUAAAAGUAUAUUAUUAAUUUUUUACAUGCCGUGCAUAGCACAUGUUACCACUAGUUCACAUAUAUAGAUAAUUGUAAACAUAAUCUAUGCAUAGCACGAGUGAUAUGCUAGUUGAUCAGUAAUAGGAAAGGAAACUCUCUGAAUUUGUGGCAAAUUUUUAUCAAGGUAUUUUGUAGAUUUAGAGAGCACUAGUCAUGAAUCAAGUGAAAGCUAAUUUGAUAUACUUUUAUUAAGGUAUUUUAUGUUGUCUAUUUUUAAUGUGUUCACUAUUUUGCAAUUUUGAAUUUUUACAUCAGAUCUGCUGCUUUUGUUUAUGUUUUGCAUUGCCUUGCAAAGUAAUUAUGAAAUAUGAUUUAUGGUCUCCGCUUUGAUUAGGUGUAGCAAAUUCAUUAUUUGUUAAGUCUGGGCAUGAGAAGCACUCAUUAUGCUAGUACAGAGACUUUACAAAACUUUUGGUUAUUUUCCCUAACAGUCAAUUUUAGGUAGCAACAACACUUGUUAACAUAAAAAGUAUCCCCAAAAAAGAAUGUAUGAACCUAAUUUUAGGUAGCAACAACACUUGUUAACAGAAAAAUAUUACCGAUGUUGUUCCAAUUGACAUAGGGGUGUCUUUGAUGUACCAGAGGUAGGUGAUGGAGAAUCAUUAGACGAACCAAAAGAAAACGAUGUGUUCCAACAAGAAAAUAUUACCGAUGUUGUUCCAAUUGACAUCGGCCCUAAUGUUCAAUGUUAUAGAGAUGGUGUUGAAGUAGAAGUUGUUACAAGGGUUAGGUCAUCUUAUGAAACAAUGAUAGAGAAUAGAGUUGACAAACAAAAUGAAGAGUGUGACGAACCUGAUGUGGAUUACGAUAUGGAUCUUGAUGUAGACUAGGAUUUGUAGUUAUUUUGCACUUUCUAUAUGAACAUUGUUCUUAAUUAAUGUAGUUGAAUUUCAGUUGUGGGGUUCAUCCACUGUUAUGUAGGUUUAUCGUUGAUUGGUCAUAUUAUGUGUCUGAUGGCUUUAUAAUUAAUUUGUUCUAUGAUAAGUAAAUGGUAAAAACAAAAAUCAUCCAUCUCACUCUAGCCAUAUUUCAAUGAUUUAGAGCCUAUAUGACAUAUCCACCUGUUGAGAUUGUUGUUGCUUUAUGCUUUAUGUAUAGAAAUACAUAAUUAUCUUUUCUUUACAUCUAAUGUUCAAUUAUGCAUAUCCACCAAAAAAAUGUUCAAUUAUGCUUUAUAGUUGGGCAAAAUGGACGCUACAAAAAAAACAGUUGACCAAAUCAAGUACCACAACUAAGAAGGUAACGAACUAUUAGAAACAAAGAAUGAAGAAUAUUUAAUAAAAACCGUGAGAGAAUGAAUGCUCUAGGAGUGAAGAAUAUAACAACUUGUUUGAAGGCUGCGGUUCAACAUAAGAAAUUGAGGAAGGAAAAACAAAUACCAAUUGAGGAAAAUGACGAUGAUUAUCGACCGUCAGAGGCUGAAGAUUGCAGUGACACUGAAUCCUAUGAUUCGUUUGAGCAUGAGAUGUUAGAGAUACCAUCGAGAGCCCGUUCACAAUCUCAUCAUGAGGCAUUGGCCCACGCAUUAGAAGAGGGGGAUACCUCUUCUCGUCCUAAGGUGGCUAGCCAUCCGCCACCACCUCUCAAUGUAGAGCCUCAACUAGCUGCUAAGCGUGUUCGUGGCCCGAAUCGAGGCAAAGAGGCUCAAGGCCUUGUUGAUAAAGGUGGAAAGCUUAGCGUGCCUAUCCCUCCAGAAUUUCGUGCACCGGAUCAAUUUGAUUUACAAGGAGACCCUGUUGAUAUAGAGAAGGCAAUGAACACAAAUUUUGGUCGGAGAUUGAGUAAUCAUACCUAUAGGCUGCACAAACAAUUCAUGGAGCUGAAGGAGGCCAAAUGA